ACAUGGUAACAAACAUUUCAAUACUAUAAAAUAUUGAUUUUAUUUACUUAAUCGUACAAGUGCGAUCGGGUUACGCCAUAAGUAUGACGUUAGAAAGAUAAGAUCUCGUAACAAAAAACCUCUCAGACAGUUUUGUGAUUGCUUGAAUCACUAAUAUUUGAACCCGAAUCAAAGAUGGUCUUCCACAAUGAGAAAAAAAUUACAAUUUAACUUUUUUCUUCGAUAAAGGCGAUAACGAUCCUAAACAUAUACAAUUUUGGUUUCGUCGGUUCCGUUUCCGUAAUUUUGAUGUGAACGCUCUGAAAGGUCAAUUGUCGAAAAUAUCGAUCAAAUAAUCUGAGCACUCUUCUGAUUGCCCGUUCGGAGCCAUAUUUAAUAAUGCUGGAUACAACAAGGAGCUCGAUGUAUGGUGAACGCUAAACAAACCUAAUUGACCAAAUUUCCAUCUGCGAAUCGCUGCUGAAUCGCAACAAAACCAUUGAACCAUUACUGAAGUUGAUAGUUACUGAUGAUAAAAAGGGGGUGACUUACCACAAAGGAAGGCGAAAAGGAUUGUAGUUGCAUCGCGGUGAGCCAGUGAAAAGUAUGUAUGUUACUAUGUAUUUUGUUAGAUUGGCAGGAAAUCAUUUACUAUAAGCUGUUCCCCUAAGGCAAAACUCUUAGUUUGAGAAUGUACUAUCAAGAAUUGGAGCGUCAAAAAGAAGAGAAGCGUGGCCAAAAGAAGAGAAAUUGUGUUCCAUCAAGACAACACCAGGCUACACACAUUGAUAGUGACUUGCCAGAAGCUCCGGAAGCUAGUUUAAGAUGUUCCUUUGCAUCCACUUUAUAUACUGUAAUUGACACCUAGUGAUUACUACCUCUUCCUGUCUAAGGCGUAUGAUUUUUCUAGUGAAAAAUUCGGCACAAGAGGCCCUUAUGAAAAUCCACUGCCCCAGUUUGUUUUGCCUAUAGGGACAAAGGUUUCUCUAAAAGUGGCAUUUCGAAAUUAUUACCAUCACAUCAAAUGGAUUUAUUUACGUAAAUUUAAUGGUUUUUAAUUAAUAAUCACUAAUUCAUUUAAAAUGCUCUUUUUCUUCAAAUAUAUACAAAAACCACAAACGUAAUAACCACAAAAUUGCCACAUAAUUAAUGUGCAUUAUACUCCAAGAAAGUAUAUAAAGGACCACUUCGUCAGCAUAUGCGUUUAACGAUUUUAUACUAGUUGCUGUAAAAACAUAACAUAUAUAGUCUACAAUACUAAAUGAUAAAAUGGAUUUUGUUCAAUUUUUUUGGUUCCCAAAUGCUUUAUAUCGUAUAGUGGGUUAUGAUUUUCAACAAUUGCCACGAGCACAUUGGCGACAGGCGAUUAUGAAAACGUUUCUCAUAUUCACGACAAUAAGUGGUAUAUGCACGCGCAUCUAUAUGCUAUUUCAAUUGCGUGAACUGAUUUUAAGUGGUGACAUUUUGAAUAGCUUUCGUUUGGGUGUAUAUAUAUCUUAUGCUAUUGAUUCAAAUGUUAAAUUUUUUGUGUUUCUUCUGAAUGCAAAACGUCUUCGUGUAAUUUACGAAUCUUUGUCUAAUGAGUACCCAAUGACGUCUAUGGAACAAAAAUUAUAUCAAGUGGAUAGAUAUAGUUUCAAACGUGCACAUCUAAUGAUUGUUUCUUAUCUAUCGGUAACUAAUUCGAUACUUCUUGGACCUAUGCUCCAGUCAAUUUUCGCGUACAUAAUUGAUUUAUUUCAUUACGGUUAUGCUGCAGCAGCAUUUUCAUAUUUGCAUCCAACACCAAUGUCAUAUACCUUUAACUAUUGUACGCCGCAUUAUUACAUUCUCAUCUAUAUUUCGGAAUACUUAAACGGACAUUUUUGUACAACAACAAAUUUGGGAACGGAUUUAUACGUGUGUACUUUUGCGGGACAAUUUUGUAUGCAACUGGAAUAUUUGGGAAACUCACUGGAAUCUUAUGAACCAAGGAUGGGUAACUCAAAGGCAGAUUGUGAGUUUUUGAUGGAAUGGAUAAGAAAGCAUCAGUUAAUGUUGGAUCUCUGUAGCGAACUGAAUCAAGUUUUCGGAACAACUCUGUUAUUUAAAUUGAUAUCCAAUUGUGCCGUAUUUUGCAUAAUUGUUGUUCAACUGAAGUUGGAGGGUUUUGGUUUCGGAUUUUUAAAUUUUCUCAGCUUCUUUUUCGUUACUGUUGCUCAAUUCUUUAUGGUAUGCCAAUAUGGACAGAAGCUAAUUACCAUUAGUGAAAAUUUAGCAUUAUGCGCAUACAAAAACCGUUGGUAUAAUGGGUCGCAAACAUACAAAACUUUAUUAUUUAAUAUAAUUGCGCGUGCGCAGAAACCAGCCAGGCUGACCGCGAAGGGAUUUCAACCUAUAUCGCUGGUGACCUUUCAAAUUGUAAUGACGAUGACCUAUCGCGUAUUCGCGGUGCUGCAACGUGCUUUAGACUAGUAUAACUAGUAUAUUAUUAAUUAUGCAAAAUAUUUCGAUAAACCGUCCUGUACACAAUAUAUAGUAUACAAAGAUAAAUAAAGCCUCUACCUAUCUUCUCUGAUUCUUUCAUAACAAAAAUUAUAGUGUUAAGUUUGGCUUAAAACGAGCAACUUGUAUAUCGGCACCUAAUAUGUAAAUCAAGGUAUCAUCAAAUAAUUCGAAAUUGAGUUUUUUAUUAAAUAUAACACUUUUAUUAGCUUCACCAGUACGUUUGUAUGCAUGUGUGUUUGUAUGGAUGUAUGUACCAUAUGUUGAAGCAGAUAUUCCACUUCGAUGACAAUGCAAUCACCAACUCGUAAACUGUGUCAUCUUGAAUGAUCAACAUAGGACGUCAACAGCUAGCCUAGGGCCUAUAAACUCAACCAGGCUGUCUCAAAAUGAUUCGAAUAGAGUCCAUCUCCCCCUAAUAUUCAAAACGUUUAAAUUUGACUUCAACGGACUUAAUUAACACUCAGAUAUUCUUUCUUGUUCAGGUUAUAACCUUCUACGUAGCACUCCUGAGCGCGAUAAUGGUGGUGUUAUAGUGUUCAUAGUGCGCAACAUCGUUCCUAUCGUCCUAUCAACUUAAUGAGUUUCGCCGCAGAGAUCCUUCAGUAUAUGUUGAAUCUUACAUAUGCAACUAUAACGUAGGAAUAUUAAAACAAAUAUAUAUUAUAUAUAAUAUAGUAAACCAGAAUAACAAAAAUUGGCAGAAAAAGUACUGAACCGAUUUUUCUAAUUUUAACACCAAGCCGCAUUAUUUUCAUGAAAAGUUGCGUAUUUCAUUUCUGACAUUUUUCGUUAGUUAUUUACCACACUUUUAGAAGUUUUAAACAUAACCGUUGAAUGUAGUUCGUAAUCCUGUUUCACGAGCGGACGGGCAGACAUUUGCAAAUCGAUUCAUCGAUAGAUCAUAUUUAACAAUGCCUAUAUAUUUUUUUUUUCGAUGUUGCAAACAACUUGGCAGCAUGCUGCGUUAGUGUUAUAUAAUACAAUUACAGCAACUAUAACAACAAAACACACGGUCUACCAUCCGUUAUUACUGGCAGAAGAGUUGGCACCUUCAGUUCAUAUUUUUAAUACUUGUUGAACGGCGUUUCAGUGUCACUUUAAUAGCGCAUACAUUGUUGUCGAAAGCAAUUGCAUUUUGUUAGAUCACAUACCCAUACACAUGAAUAAAGGUGCCCUUAUUUAGGGUUCACUGCAAGACGCUUUAAAGCGCUGUCUUGCAUGGGCAGUAUUUUCUUUGUUGAUUGCCAUGUAGUUUCAUGGUCUACGUUCAAUAUCGUGCCGUCAAUAUCGUUUCAUCUAUGUUGUUUCUAUUCCACAAAUUUCAAUUUCUACGUAACCAGCAGGUAUCGUACCCGGCAGAUGUAUACCCCUACAUAAGUCAAGCUGACAUUACUACAGAAAUCCCUUAUUGCAUUUGUUGUGUCUCCUACAAUCGGUCUUGACAGUAGCGUAUACUUGCUGCAUUGUUUAUAUAUGGGUGAACAAUCGUCGAAUUUAGAUUGCUGGUUAUUACCAACCUUACCAGCCUUAAAGGCAACACCAGUACAAAUUGCUACAGCAAUUUUUGAUAUUAUUGCUUUCGAUUUUUCGCGCUCUUUCGCGCCGUCGUAGUUUUGUAGACCAUCUAGAUUCGUGUCGCAGUCGUUUGGUAACUGUUAAUUGUGUGCCUCAAGCGAUACGUUCGUGUUACUAAUUUGAUUAUAAUUUUGUAUAAGUAUUGAAUUACAUAUUUCGGUAAUGUGCUUUUAUUAAAUUAACGCGUGUAGAGUGUCGAAAGAACGUAUAGGACUCAGUACAGUUAAGAAAAGCUACUAGAUAGACGUACAAUUACUGCUACACUACUAUAUCGUGAACUUUUAAACAUUACAUAUUCGAAACAAUAGUUUUAUAUUUCAUAUUUCUAUGUAAGCAGCAAACUGUGUUGGCGCGAAUUUUCUGAAGUGCGCGAGCUGUUAAUCAUUUUAAUAGGUGAGGUGGUAUGUGGAUGAAUUUCAGCCGUCAUGGAUCCCAGUGCUCUACAAAACAUGGAUCGGGACGCAUUAAAGAAGCAAAUUGAAAACAUGAAGUAUCAAGCUUCGAUGGAACGAUGGCCGUUAUCUAAAAGUAUUGCAGAAAUGCGAUCUUUCAUAGAGGAAAAUGAGAAAAAUGAUCCUCUAAUUAAUGCCCCGGAUAAGAAGAACAAUCCUUGGGCUGAAAAAGGAAAAUGCGUUCUUAUGUAAUAUUAUCGUAAACCGCAACAGUACGAUACCAACAUUCACAAGUAUCCCAUUUAUUACUACAAUCACCACAAUAACACCACUAGUCAAAAAAAUGUUAUCAAUAAUAAGAAUUAUAAAACAAGAAAUGACAAGAAAAUAAAGCAACCAUUAAGAAUACAACCACAAAAUGCAAUUAUUGACUACAAUAGCAACAAAAUAAACCUGCUAAAUUCAGAUAGUCUUGACAAAAUAAAUUGUUUUAAAGAAAAAACUGAUUAUAAUAAUUCCUUACACCCAGAAAAUAUUCAAAAGCACGAAAGUCAGUUAAAAUCAAAGGAGGACGUAGGUGGAGUUGAAAGAGAAAGAAUAACAGAAGACUAUAGCGAAACAGAAGAAGAUGAAAUCGAUGAGUUCUUUCUAAAUGAGGAAACUGCUACAGUAUGCCAUGGUAAUAAUUAUUACAAUGAUAACAACAAUUAUUACUAUCAUAAUUAUAACUUAAAUUACAAUCAACAUCUACACGAGCAUUCGCAUUCCAAAACUCAAAAAUUGAUUCACCAGUUAAAACGACGUACCCUACGAGAAAUUGUACAACGUCCAACUCUUAUACAAAUUGUCGCUUUAUUUAUGUGGUUCCACGGUAAAUUUUGGGAAUUCUACUAUGAAACACUGGCUCGAAGAUUACAGUUUUUAGGUUAACAAUUCAACGAUUUUCUGGAAAAUUAGCUAUGGAUAAACACCUUUCUUCAACGUAGUUGGUAGGGGUUUCCCAUUGCUGGAUUUGUGAACACAACUGAUUCUAACUAAUUUUAAAUAUUCUUAGCUCGUUAACUGAUUUUAGCGGCUAAUAGAACAUUAUGUAUUCAGUUUAAAUAUGUGGAUACAAUAUAUUCAACAAUAUAAAAACAUACAUUAAAUUUUUCGCUCAAUAGAAAAUACAUGAAUUGUACUAGUUACAAAAUAACCAAUCUAAUACUAAUACUGAAAUGAAAUCUAACAAAUUAUCAUAGCCAUUAAAAUUCAAUAAUUAACUUUAGUUUCAUGUUUUUAAUUUCCAUUCUAUGUAUAUGAAGCCACUAAGUCUUCAAAAUUUUAUUAUUUUGUAUUACCUUCACUUGCUAUUUAUUUUUUUAAAUCAUCGCAAACCUCAAAUUUCCCAAUAUAAGAGCAAUUCUCAAUUCUCCUAAGUACAUAAAAUAUAAAAUCAUAUAAAAACAAACCUUCAAAAAUUCAAAAUAAUUGAAAUAAUUAUUCUAGAAGUCCUAAUAGGUGUACUAUUACAUGUAGUUCUUGAAGGAGUAUAAUAUUACGAAUACUAAAUAAUAAAAGUCUAAGACUAGUAUUAAAAAUCUGAUAACGGAAAAAUACAAAAGAUACAACCUUUAUCCCACCCUAUUUUUGAGUAAAGCAUAAUAAAUACAAUGUUAUAAGCGGAAAUGGUGUAAUUAAAAAUUUUUAAUUUAUUUUCAACAAUGCAGCCUUACAAAUGAAAUUACUCGAAUAAAUAUCACUUUGCUGCAUUCUAAUUUCACGCGAUCAAAUCACAUUCACCGUUACCAAAAGCAAAUAAUACGUGUUCAUUUCUAUUACCUACCUUAGUUAAACUUAUUAUCGGGUAAAUAUAGCACAUUCGUCAAAAUAUUUAUGAAGCCAAUGCUGCGAAUUUUGAUAUUCAGAACUUUUUAUAAAAUUAAAACUUCGACAUAUAUAUACAUAUAUUUAACAUUGCUAGACCAAGGGAGAUUAUUCACUAUGCUUUAUUCAACAUGCAUUAUGUGCCUAUCAGUAAAUAAAAAUUAAAAAUUAAAUCAUAGGUUCGAUAAUGAAUAUAUGAAAUGCUAUUGGAAAAUUGUGAAAAUACCUUUAUUACAACUAUUACCUCUUUUCUUACUAGCUAUUUAGACUUAAUUUAUAAACAAAAAGUCAGUUAUGCUAUUUUAUAUGUAUUCAGUUCUUGCAAUACUGAAGACAUCCAAGAUUAAGUAGUAUGGCCAAAAUGAAAGGUAACAAAUACAGUUUAUAAAAACUUACCAAAAAAACUUAGUAGCUCGUUAAAAAAUUACAUUACAAAAAAACAGUGAACUAGUUUCAAUAUACAUAUAAUAGCUCAAAAUUUCAGUAUAUAUUAUGGAUCACUUGUGAGAUGAUUUAAUUUAAUUGUUACAUACAUACGUACAUAUAACACUUCUUAUCACUAUGUUACAUCAAAUCGAAGACAAUUUCAAAUAAGUUCGAACAGUAUGUAUGUACUUUUAACAUUCUAAUGAAAAGGCGAAAUAAGAUAUUAAUAAUACAAGAGUCGAAGGCAAAUUAACAACAUUAUUUAUAUUUAAUUAUAGCUCAAUAUAAUUUACAACAGUAUUCGAAUGCAAUUCGAUAGCUUCAGUCAUGUAAUUCAAAAUCAGAUUAUGAAAGGUUUUUGUGUUAAAAAUUAGAAAGAACAUAAAUUAAAAGCAAAUUGAAUAAACAUCAAAAGAUGAUCUACUAAGGAUAUUCCAAAAUGUUCAUCUUCUACUUCAUCGAAAACGAGUCAACAAAAUAAAACUUACAUAUAAAAUAUUAAAAAAAAAUAUGGCCAAAACGUAAGUAAUUAUAUACAAAAAUAUAUACACAAACAUAUAAUAUAUAGAGAAUAUAAAGAAGUUGUCCUUCUGGUAUAUGUGCACACUAAAAAUAUUCAGUAAUUUUAAGAGUUAUCAAAUUGUCUCACAAAACUUAUUAGUUUACUUUCGUAAACAAAAUAUUAAAGUUACUCAAUGGAAUAACACCAAAUAGAAAUUUUAUGAGUACUUAAAGUUAAAAGAGCCAUAGCCAAUGUACCGAAACAACACGCAGUAUCAAUAAAAGUGAAAUAAACAAAGCAACUUUGCAAAUUAUAAUAUUUAAAUUUUCUUACAUAAUACAUACUUAUGUUGCAUAAUCAGCAAAUAGUAGAUAUUUUCAGAUUUUACCAGGAUCUCAUGAAUUAAUUUGUUAUUAAAAUAAAAUUUACUCGAGAACUUUAAGCCAAAGUAAGGAAGUAAGUGUGUUAAAAAUAAGUUGGUUAAAAAGUAUAAAUAACUGAAUUUGGCCGGCAAAAAUAAAAAGAAAACAAACAAAUACAACUGCAAUUAAAAAAAAACCAGCCAUUCUUACAUAAAAAGUAGUUGACAAACAUAUGUCAAAUUAGUGAUGAGUACAACAAACAAAAUACACAUUCUUAACAAAAACACGAAGGAAGAGUCGUCAUAAUUUUAAGUCAACAAAGCAACAAAAUCACGAAAUAAUAAGUAAAAGUAGGUUUACUAAUAUAUUAAGACAUGUUACAUAAAAAGUAGUGAAAGCAUAUAACAACUUUUAAUAUUUGAUCUUGAAUAUAAUAAUAAAAAUAAUAUAUGUGUGUUAACAAAUGUAAUCAUUCCAAAAAAAAAAAAUACAGUUUUAAUAAUAAUGUGUGAUGAAAAAAUAGUAAUAUUUUAAAAAAUAAAUCAGAAUCGGAGUUUCUCUGACAUUCAUUUGAAUGACUAUCUGAUAAUGCAUGUUAAUUGAAGCUGAAAAAUACUGUUAAGAUAACAUUUAAUAGCAUGAGAAAUCAAAACAACAAUCGAUGUAAAAGUAAAUAUUAAGAGACACUACGGAAAAGUGUAAGAUGUAAAAGAGAACUGUUUUAAUUCAUAUUAAAAAGGUGUUAUUUGAUUUUCUGAAACCGUUAGUUUCUGUGAUUGGAGAAAUCAAUAACCAAUAAGUUUUAAGUUACAUCAAUUUAAAAUGUAUUAAAGUUAUUACAAAAAUAUUUCGGACAAAGUAGAGAAAAUAUAGUAUAUAUUUAAAUUGGUUAAGAUAACAAGAUAAGUAUAUAAUUGUCACACAUAUAUCUGCAUAAUACUAUCUACGUACACAAAAUCUAUAUUCUUGAAUAACACAAUUAUGUUGAACAAUACAUAACUUUCCGGAAUUUUGGGAAAUUUGUACUAAAACCUACGUAAAAACUCAGUACCGAAAAAUAUAUGUUUAUAUGAUAAGAAGGUCAACAAGGCUCAUUUAAAUAUAUAAAGUAAUGGUUUAUAGUUAGUUGAAAUUCAAGUAUUCAGCAAGGAGAUAAAGUAAAUUGAAGGCUACGCAGCUGAGAAAAAUAUUUAUGAAAUAUCGAAAAUAUGGAUACAAAGUGAAAAAUAUUUGAUUGCUGUCAAAAGAUUGAUGUACAGAUGUACAGACUGUGAAAACAAAGAGGCAGUGAGAACGAGCGACAGAUUUUGCAAAUAAACUGCCAAAAUAUCACCACAAACUAACAGCCAAGUUUUUAAAAGGGAUGGAUUUAAUGGAGAGUAACACAAGUCUUCUGCAAUAACUCAUUUUACAAUAUUCGAACACACAAUUAGCAGUUACGUUGAAAGUAGUAUCGCAUCUUUUGAUAUUAAUCGAUUGGAGAUAUGAUAACAAAAAAGCUUUGACAAUUAAUCUAUGCAAAUAUGCAUUUAAUUCGACAAAAGAACAAAGAAAAUAACUAAUCUACUUUUAAUUGAAAAAAUUUCAUAUACAUAUGCCAUUUCUGUAUACCCAUAUUGUUGUCAGAUCACAUCAAAUGAAUUUCUGUUUUCAUAAACAAUCAAGGCCGUAAUAAGUUUGCUGAAAGCUCUUAUGAAACCUUAGAAAAUAACCGUAGUAAUGUUGUCAUUUGUGCAGUUGUGCGACAAUUAUUAUGCGCGAUAUAUCACUGAGACAGGGUUUGAAACGUGUAUCAAUGAGGAGUCAGAACACUCACGAAUAGUCACAGCAUGAAUGUGUGAAAUCUGUGGUGAUGAUUUUGAGCGUGUAGGUGAGCAAGUAAGCGCUAGGGUGAUUGAAUUUACAUCAUCACAUUUCUGAGCAACCUAUAUACUUGAAAUGAUUUAGUAUAAGUAAUAACAAUACAUACGUAUACCGCAAAAAUAAGUAUAUUAGAAAAUAUAAACUUUAUUCAGCGUCCCCAAUUAAUAUUAAGAUAGUUUUUGGAGUUCAUAUGAAGCGUAUAGUAUUUCAUAAUUGUAUUAAUAUAGGGCAAAAAUCACUUCUACCUGCAAUCGAAAACAUUUGUAGGUUUACUUUUUAUUGGCACGAUUUUUUGCUCACAAACUCUUUUCAAAAUAAUCACUCAAAUUCGUUUUGAACUGAUUUUCAAAAUAUUAGAGUAUAGUAUUUGUCAAAGCAUCAUCUUCGAAAGUUUAAUGUUAAUUCUACUGAGAAAUAUAAACCAGUUUAUAAAGGUUACAAAUAUUAAAAUAGAAAAUAUACUCUUAUGAAUCUGAAAGCUUAAUCGUGUUAUGAUAGCAAGAUAAAUGGUAUAAAAUGUUCUAUGAACUGUUACAUUUCAUCAGAUAUACUUGUAUUUGAGGUAAAUACGUACACAUGCCAGUAAAAUUGGGGCGUGUACAUACAUAUGUCAUGAAUUCUGAAUAAUAAUGGAAAAGUUCUUUUGAAGGCACUAUAACCACGAAAUCAAAUAUUAAUGAAGGGAAAAUAGAAAUGUUAAACAUUAUAAAAUGAAUUAGAUGGCAAAGUCAAAUUUAAUGAGGUUAAACUACUGAGAUCUCUAAUAUUUAGAUAUUUAGUGACGUAAGUUAAUGUUGGACUCUCAAAUUAUAAUAAACGAUAUUAUUAACAAAAUAAUUAGCAAAAAUUAUCAAUUACAAUGCAUAACUAUUAAAAUAAUAGAAUUUAAAUACCUUUUCAAAAUAUUACAUUCUAACAAUGUUACCAAAAGUAUAGAUUUAUGAUUACAUGUAAACUCUAAGCGACUUGCAUGUUAAAUUGCUAUAUUAUGCAUUUUGUAUACAUAUUGAAUGCAUAAUAGUAGCUGCUUGAGCUUAAGAUUAAUUAUAAUUAAGAAAUUGAUUGAUAUUGAAAGUUGCCCAAAUUUACCAAAAUAAACUCUAAAGAGUUUCUUGCGGUCAACAACAUCUAGACUGCGAAUCAAAAAGAAAAAAAUAUUUGUUUCAUUUAAAAUUUAGUUAUAUGUAUUAUAUUUAGAAUGACUAAUUGUACUUAAACGAGAUAUACAGAAAUACAAAGUUAGUGAUGGUAUUUUAAAAAACAAAACAAACAAAAUGAAAAACAGCAUUCGUAAAAACCUAUAAAAAGAAACAACAAUUUAAAUUCAAAUACAUAUAGUAAUACACAAUUAUUAAAAUUAAACCCUAUUUAUUUGUAUUAUAUACCAGUACACCUAUAUUAUUAUGGGAUAUUAUACCAGAUAAUAACCCUGUAUUCAGUAGCAUGCCAAAAUUUUAAACCACUCUUAGAAAAUAUACUUGAAUCGGCAAGAACUUUGAAUAUACAAUAUAAAAGAAACUACAAUUUUAGCCACUUUAAAAAGAAAAAGACAAACGAAUUCCAAACUAGAAACAUUCUGUAACUCAUAAUGAGUAGUGACUAAAAUCACCAAUAAAAUGAAAAAGUAUUUCAAGUAAAAAUCGAAACAUCUUAGUGAAAAAGCACCUUCUAAGAAAUUAAAAAAAAAAAUCAAAAAUUA
Bactrocera oleae (olive fruit fly) is the source of this 11151-nucleotide messenger RNA. The record is from RefSeq and is a predicted model, not a curated record. Lineage: Eukaryota; Metazoa; Arthropoda; Insecta; Diptera; Tephritidae.